Messenger RNA from Helobdella robusta, 870 nucleotides. RefSeq lists its product as hypothetical. The record is from RefSeq and is a predicted model, not a curated record. The transcript has 4 exons. Bases 1 to 870 code for a protein of 289 amino acids. Lineage: Eukaryota; Metazoa; Annelida; Clitellata; Rhynchobdellida; Glossiphoniidae.
AUGCUCUCAUUUGCCUUGCUUACCAAUGACAAUCGACACAAUUCGCUUCGGAACACCAAAUCCUCAUCUCUUAGCAUCAUCCUCCCUGACAACUCCUUUAAUGUCGUCAUCAGCUACGUCAUCGUCGUCCUCACCAUCAAUUUCAUCCACGUCAUCGUCUUCGUCAUCUCAAUUUCCGUCUCCCUCAUUUUCUACCUCAAAUUGUACAUGAAUGGAGUCGAUAUGCUUCAUUACCUCAAGAAAGGAGGCCUAAUAAGUUACCAUGGAGACUACGCUGAUGAACAACAUGAUGAUGAUGAUCAUGAUCAUGAUCAUGAUACUGGUGGUGGUGGUGAUAAUGUUGACGACGGAGAUGAUGAUAAUGAUAACAUUCGUGCCACCAGAAUUGAAACUAAUAAAGAGAAUAGCAAUAGUAAUUACGUUCCAAAGAUUAAAAAUAAUUUCAGCAACAACAAGAGCCGUGCUAGUGGUAAAAAUAUUUUGAAACGUUUCGUCCAGCAAGAUUUUGUGGCUUACGAUGGCGACAGUCGAGGCGGAAACUUGAGGAUAGUUACAGGCGCGGUCGAAGCAGAUAGGUGGAUGGGCGGUGAGGGCAGGUCCUCCUUUGCAUUUCUUACACCUCAGUCCCACUUCAUCACCAGGCAUACCUUCCACCAAAAAUAUUCCAUCUUCUUCCAGGUUGCCAUUACUUUCGACGGCCUACUGACAGAACAUUAUUUUUAUCGGCACAUCGGUCCAGAAUUUUUCAUGGAGAAUGUGGAGAGGUGGCAGAAACUUCAUUUGACAACAGCGAAUUAUCUGAUUGCUUGUUUUGUUUGUUUUGUUGUGUACACAGACGGUGCAGCUGCUACCAUGAUCAUGUGCAGAUGA